CCCCCCCCGCACCUGGCCGGGGUAGCGCCAUGGGCCGCCUCUUCGGGCGCGCAGCACUGCGGGCUCUGCUCUCUGGGCCGCGCGGCCCGGGCCCGCGCCUGCUCGUGCGGCCCAGCUCGGGGGGGCCCACAUGGACCCAGGAGAGGACCUUGGUGGCAGUAAAGCCAGAUGGGGUCCAGCGUCGGCUUGUUGGGACUGUGAUCCAGCGCUUUGAGAGGCGAGGCUUCAAACUGGUUGGGAUGAAGAUGCUGCAGGCACCUGAGAACAUCCUUGCUGAGCACUACCAGGACCUACAGAGGAAGCCCUUCUACCCAGCCCUCAUCAGCUAUAUGAGCUCUGGGCCUGUGGUGGCCAUGGUACAGUCUGAUAGAGUCUGGGAGGGAUACAAUGUGGUCCAUGCCUCAAGAGCGAUGAUAGGACACACGGACUCCACUGAGGCUGCCCCUGGAACCAUCCGGGGAGAUUUCAGCAUUCAUAUCAGCAGGAACAUCAUUCAUGCCAGUGACUCUGUGGAAGGAGCUCAGAGGGAGAUCCAGCUGUGGUUCCAGAAUAGUGAGCUGGUGAAUUGGGCAGACGGUGGCCACGAUAGCAGCACCUACCCAGCCUGAGGGCUCAUGCCACCCUUGGCACUCCAUUGUCCACCAAGGACCAACUACCUUGGUCAACAAGAACUCAAGCCUACACCUUGCCUGUCUCUCCUAAACCACUUCCUUGUUCACCUUCUGCCCCACACCACCCCACAGGAGUUUGAACUUCAACUUUACGUGCCUUUCUGUGUCCUAUGCCAGCACAAAAUUAGACCAAAUCCUGUAUCAAA
Octodon degus (degu) is the source of this 817-nucleotide messenger RNA. RefSeq names its product NME/NM23 nucleoside diphosphate kinase 4 (gene Nme4). The record is from RefSeq and is a predicted model, not a curated record. Gene Ontology annotation, biological process: UTP biosynthetic process; CTP biosynthetic process; GTP biosynthetic process. The transcript has 5 exons. Gene Ontology annotation, molecular function: nucleoside diphosphate kinase activity. Bases 30 to 608 code for a protein of 192 amino acids. Lineage: Eukaryota; Metazoa; Chordata; Mammalia; Rodentia; Octodontidae.